UCUAGGAACUCGCAGUUCAGCAGUGAGAUACAACAUCCGCACGCUCUUUCUCUUCUCAAAAACUUUAAUCAUCAAGAUAUCUGAAGAAAAUAGGAGGGUUUGGAUAUUCAUCCAGAUUAGAUAUAGUUACAGAACAGAUUGUUGAGAAAAAUGGAUGACUAUCUGAAGAUAGAGAAAAUUGGUGAAGGUACAUAUGGUGUGGUAUAUAAGGGCAGGAAUAAAACCACUGGACAGGUGGUGGCUAUGAAGAAGAUCCGACUGGAGAGUGAGGAGGAGGGUGUGCCCAGCACUGCUGUCAGAGAAAUCUCCCUCCUCAAGGAGCUUCAGCACCCAAACGUUGUACGCCUGCUGGAUGUGCUGAUGCAGGAGUCAAAGUUAUAUUUGGUGUUUGAGUUUCUGUCCAUGGAUCUGAAGAAGUAUUUGGACUCCAUCCCAUCUGGCCAGUUCAUGGAGCCCAUGCUGGUCAAGAGUUACCUGUAUCAGAUCCUCGAGGGGAUUCUGUUCUGCCACUGUCGCAGAGUUCUGCAUCGUGACCUGAAGCCCCAAAACCUGCUGAUUGAUAAUAAAGGUGUGAUCAAGCUUGCAGACUUCGGGCUCGCACGUGCCUUUGGAGUCCCGGUCAGAGUAUAUACACAUGAGGUGGUCACUCUGUGGUACCGAGCUCCUGAAGUCUUGCUGGGGGCCUCACGUUAUUCCACACCUGUAGACGUCUGGAGUAUUGGUACCAUCUUUGCCGAACUUGCCACCAAGAAACCACUCUUCCAUGGAGACUCAGAAAUAGACCAGCUUUUCAGGAUCUUCCGGACUCUGGGAACCCCUAACAAUGAGGUCUGGCCGGAUGUUGAGUCACUACCAGAUUAUAAGAAUACCUUCCCAAAGUGGAAAUCUGGGAAUCUGGCUAACACAGUGAAAAAUCUAGACAAGAAUGGCAUCGACCUGCUCAUGAAAAUGCUGAUUUAUGACCCUCCGAAGAGGAUUUCAGCACGGCAAGCAAUGACACACCCGUAUUUUGACGAUUUGGAUAAGAGCAGUCUUCCAGCCAGUAACCUCAAGAUAUAGACACACCUCAGAUCCCUGUCUGCACACAUCCAUACUAAAGCAAUGUGAGCUUAGGGGUCAUAAUAAACUGACUCUAGACUUCUGGGAGUCCAGAUUUACUCCUCCAACCUGCAGUAAUGCAAUCUCUGUGUCUUUUGACAUGCAAUAAUUAACCUUAGGUUUGUUUAUUGGGUGGUUUUUCUACUUUUGUUUGUCUGUUUUUGUAUGUCUUUUUCCUAUCCUGUUUUAUAUGUUACAUAAAACACCCGUUUGUAAAUAAAAUAUAUUUUUUGUGGACCUAUAAUGAUAUUACAAGAAUAAACUAAGUUGUUCUCAAUAAAGAGCACUUGUAGGAUCCCA
This is a messenger RNA of Rhinichthys klamathensis goyatoka, 1398 nucleotides long. RefSeq names its product cyclin dependent kinase 1 (gene cdk1). NCBI's taxonomy places the organism in Eukaryota, Metazoa, Chordata, Actinopteri, Cypriniformes, Leuciscidae. Gene Ontology annotation, biological process: protein phosphorylation; G2/M transition of mitotic cell cycle; mitotic G2 DNA damage checkpoint signaling. Gene Ontology annotation, molecular function: cyclin-dependent protein serine/threonine kinase activity; RNA polymerase II CTD heptapeptide repeat kinase activity; ATP binding. Gene Ontology annotation, cellular component: nucleus. The record is from RefSeq and is a predicted model, not a curated record. The coding region runs from base 151 to 1059 and encodes 302 amino acids. The transcript has 8 exons.